Molecule: messenger RNA, 2033 nt
Organism: Coregonus sp. 'balchen'
Lineage: Eukaryota; Metazoa; Chordata; Actinopteri; Salmoniformes; Salmonidae
Source: the annotation of a GenBank genome assembly
UGUAUUUCUCGUUCUCCAUCUGUCCAGGAUCAAUUUGAAGUGGAACGUCUUCGGUAAGGAACUUCAUGCGACGUUAUGAUUUAGGCUUUGAUGUUGAAAUUCCUUGGUUUUAAUAAAUAUUAGCUGACUAAACUGAUAACUCCACCAGAAACGUCCUUCCCUGUGGCCUUUAGUCGGCUAAAUAAAUAUAGGCCUUGAAUAACUUAUUAUUUUUUUGUAUCUACUCCGUUGCACAUGGUUUUUAAUGUGAAGGUUGUCUCCACGUGAGUGAGUCACGAGUAUAUUUGUUUUCCCCAGGUAAACUCUCAAAUUUGUAAAAAUGCACAAACAGGAAAAACCACUGUCGACACUAUGGGGUAGGUUAUAUUUAGCUAGAAAUUGUGUACCUAUAGUGGCCUUUUUUUUUUUUAUGUAGUUUUCAGAGCUGUUAGAAGGAAUCAGCUUAUUUUUGUAUUCUGUUUUGUAGGUUGCGAACUCAGUGAGUCAAAGAUGGAGGAAACAUUCAAAACGGAUGACACAAACUACCAACAUCAACUCGCCCUGAGAACUGUAAGUCAUUACUCAACAUGGCGAAUCUUUGACAUUUUACAAUCCAAAAAGUGCUGUACAAACACGUGAACUGACUUUGUUUCAGGUUGUCUUUAUUGCAGCCCUGCUGAGCAUGUCUGAAUUACAUUUGAGAUCUGUUAAUUUGGGUAGCACAACUGCAAUCAAUACAACCUGGAACGCAAUUUAAAUAACUUCAUUGGUGCAUUUUCAAAUGACUGACAUGUCUUUGGCAGAUGUGUCUGGGCGCAGGCGCCAAAGAAGAGUUCAACAUUGUGGAGUUGAUUACUGGAGAACUGGCUAAUGUUAAAGGUGUACCCAUGGCCACCCUGCAUGCCAAUGGCAUGCCCAUGGUAAAAUGUAGUCCCAAUCAAUUUGUUCUGUGGCAACCUGAAUUUUGAUUUUAAGCCUAUUGCUGUGCCGAUAACUUCACAAUAGAAAACCAGGUUUAUCAAUUGAAUGAUUGUAAAAAUAAAAAAUAAAAAUGCACUUCCCAAUGCCCUAGUCCUACAUGGCUAAUUAAAGUUAACUUAAAUCUGCUAAUGUUGAGGGAGUAAUCACCAGUGGUUACAGGCCUAUCCUAGUUGGGUGCCUAGGUCAGUUUGAAUAGCAACACUUAUUGUCUGUAUUGAUCUCUCCAGGUCAAUCUCUCUGGGAUUGAACUCCACCCUCCUGUCACCUUCAGGCUGAAGAGUGGAGCCGGACCUGUUUACAUCUGUGGGGAACACGUCGCACGUGAGUAGGGAUGCCCUAAAUGAUGGGUUGAUGGGUGUGAAAAUGAAGGCCUCUAGCCUUCCAGCUUAUCAUGGUCUUGAGGAGUAGCUGGUUUAUUACUGUAGGAUCUGGUGUUAUAAUAACGUUUUUCCAGGGGGUAGCUCUAGAAGAGGUUCAGACAGCCAUAAAUUACAGGGCUUUCUAACUGGGAGCUGUCGUUUAUGUAACUUGUUGUUUUCAAGUGGAGGAUGACUUCUCAGGCAUGGAGAGUGAUGAGGAGAUGGAUGAGGAGGAGGAGGAAGAUAUUGAGGUGUCUCCUGUGAAGCCUGCUAAGAAAGCACCCGCCAAGAAUGGAAAUGCUGCAGGCAAGGUAUCUUUUAGAUCUGAAAAAUUCUAGCACAUUUUAUUUUUGAAUGAUUUUAUAUUUCAGUUAACAUUUUCAGACAUUUGGGCACUUGGCACUGAAAUACACAUACUUCUAGAAUGUGCUAUUCUUACUCAUCAGUAUGUCCAUUCCAAGCUUGGCGAUGAGAUGGUAUGCACAAACUGAUCAGGCUAAUGUUGUUCCCCUUUUCCAGAAAAAGAAGCCAGAGGCAGCAGAUGAGUAAGUGGUGUUAAUCGAUGCGUCUAUGAUGCAUUUAUGAAAUCCAUUUCCUGUAAGUGCUUUACAGAAAUGUAAUUGUUGCUGUAUUCGGUUGCCAGAGCCCUAAUUUAUGCUCUCUCCUUCCAGACCUGCGUCAGAUGAUGAGAACCCUCCCAAAAAGGUGCUUUAA